AUGGGCUUCAAGUUUCCUCGUCGUACCAGCUCCGAGGCUCCUAUCGGUGGUCGCCCGAGUACACCCUCGUAUCUUAAACCCGGAAGCAUAACCCUUUCGGCCUCCCCACUCAAGUCUGGCUCAGUCAGCGAGGAAGCUCCCAGAAAGAGUCGUUAUGAACAGCUCUUCAAGGAUCUCGAAGAAUGUCAAGAACGUGCAAAGGCUUCCUCAUCCGGACUGUCAUCAAGCUCUGCUGAAAAUCUAGGCAAGCUUAAGAAGAGUACAACGUUGUCUGCCGCAGCUCCUGCCUUCGUCCCUAGCGGUAUGCCUACCUUGGCCGCAAAGCACAAGAUUGGUGGACUUAAGAAUGCAGCUAGAUCUAAGCUUGCUACUGGAUCUAAGAUUCUGACUGGACCCAAGCUCGCUACUGAACCUAAGAUCUUGACUGGACCCAAGCUUCCAACUUGGCCUAAGCUUCUUACUGAGCCUAAUAUCCCAACUGGACCUCGCGACCCCAACCGUCCCAGAAACCCGUUCGCCGUUCUUGACGCUGUUCCGACUGCUCUUAGUCGUCCCCCUCAUCCCCACGUCCAGGUCUUGAUGCAGAGAUGGUUCGGUGACGAUAAUCAUAAUCGCGUCCAAGACGGCAAUGCUGUUGGCUCUCAAUUAGAAGGUCACUCAGGAGAUGGCAUUGGUUAUGGUCAUCCUGGUGCUUCUGCUCCUCAAGUCCAGUAUUCUGUGCCCCCCUAUACUCACACGGAUCGAGUAGUCUCUUCAGGCUUGACAAUCAUGUACUCCCAUCCCGUGAGCCAAGCAGUUGACCCCCGCCAAUCAUCUACCCAGGCGCCGGCAAAUCCCAGCCUUCCUCCAAAGGUUGUGUCCAACCGUAUCAAGUCAACAGAAUUCUCAACGGUUCGCAGAGAUAAAACCAUGAAGGAUCUUAUCAUUUACGCUGCUGGUGUAGUUCGUAACGCCAUCCUAAACUCCAAGGUAACCUAUUCCGGUGGCCGUGUUUUUGAGAAUAUUGUCAGAAUUUACGAUCACAAUCCAUCCACCUACAACCUCAUCAAUGAACUCUACGUUCUCAGUGAGGAAGGUCAGAUGGAGUUCUUGAGCAAGAAUCAUGUUGAGAUUCGAGUCGACAUUCCGGCCGACUACGAGAACCCUGCCAAGUCCGUUGACGUCGAUGAACAAAACGGCUACAUUGAUCAUGACUACGGCUAUACCCCCCCUGCUGAACGUACGGUCAUCGACACGAUCUACUCACUCGACCCAGCCCUCUUCGCCUACACUAAGAACUUGACAAUUACCCUCGUCUUCCCGCGUAACCCUGCUAACACCCCUCUGAACACACCCAUCUACCUCGUUCCCGCCGACGGUGCCCCAGUCCACGGUGCCACCUGGCGCUUGCUUGAGAAGUUGGUCCUGUGCGUCGAUGACUUCACCUCCCUUAAGAACCUGACCAUCCUCCUGCACGUACCCUCCAACACUCGCAUGCCCCUGACCCUGCCUCAACUCUACCACGUCUUGCCCUUCUACGACCUCGAGUUCAAGAACUGGGAUCUCAAGUACCAACCCGAUAACCUGACUAUGAACCUCACGGUCGAGGGAUGGAGCAUGGAUCAACUUGAUCGGGAGCGUGACCGCGUUGUUAGGGAUAGGAACAAGGCGGCUGCGGAGGAUCAUGUACUUCUCCGGGAGGAGCAACGAAAGUAUGAGGAGGCAGUACGAGAGUUCGAGGAGCAACAGCGCAAGCGCAUUGAGAAGCAGAAGGAGGCGAAGCGAAAGCGUGCAGAGCAACAACGUAAGGUCAAUGAGGCUGUUUUCGUUCAGGCCGGUAGCUUGCUUCCUCCCAUCGACCUCAAGAAAUUGAAGAAGGGCCAAAGAGCUACGGAGCAUGGUAGUGUUGCUAUGAAGAAGGCUGCUGCUCAUGGCGCUGCUAAGGCGAAGAAGGAGAAGGGUGGUAAGUGA
This is a messenger RNA of Mollisia scopiformis, 1950 nucleotides long. RefSeq lists its product as uncharacterized. The record is from RefSeq and is a predicted model, not a curated record. The transcript has a single exon. NCBI's taxonomy places the organism in Eukaryota, Fungi, Ascomycota, Leotiomycetes, Helotiales, Mollisiaceae. Bases 1 to 1950 code for a protein of 649 amino acids.